AUGGCUUCAUCAAUGGUAAACGAUAACCACGUUGCGAGCAGUCAGGCGGACACAAACUCAGACAAUGAAGACCAAGAAUCUAAUAGCGCCAACCUGACCGGCAAUGAGGACGAGGAGCUCGAGGAGAUCAAAGCUAGAGUCCGUGAAAUGGAAGAGGAAGCUGAAAAGCUAAAACAGAUGCAAGAUGAUAUACUGGCAAGUGCAAGUCAGAAUGACUCGGUUACGCUAUCGCCGGAGGAAAAAGCCGAAGCUGAUGCCAGAUCAAUCUUUGUCGGCAAUGUCGACUACUCGGCUACAGCAGAUGACUUGGAGAAACAUUUCCACGGUUGUGGUUCUAUUAAUCGGGUAACCAUACUCUGUGAUAAAUAUACGGGUCAUCCAAAAGGAUUUGCCUACAUUGAGUUUGGCGAAAAAGAUUCCGUGGAAACAGCUACUGCUUUAGAUGACUCGCUUUUUAAAGGCCGACAAAUUAAGGUUUCAGCAAAACGAACAAACCGCCCUGGACUAAGUACCACUAAUCGUCCGCCUCGUGGCCGUGGCUCUCGUGGCCGUGGUGGUUUCGGACGUGGUUACAAUGCCGGUGGCUUUGGAGGCGGAAGCCCUUGGGGUGGCGGUGGAUUUCGCGGUGGCCGAAGACCGUUCAGGCAAAUGUAA
This is a messenger RNA of Rhagoletis zephyria (snowberry fruit fly), 654 nucleotides long. The record is from RefSeq and is a predicted model, not a curated record. NCBI's taxonomy places the organism in Eukaryota, Metazoa, Arthropoda, Insecta, Diptera, Tephritidae.